This is a messenger RNA of Eruca vesicaria subsp. sativa (arugula), 492 nucleotides long. Lineage: Eukaryota; Viridiplantae; Streptophyta; Magnoliopsida; Brassicales; Brassicaceae. The record is from the annotation of a GenBank genome assembly.
AUGAAAGAGUCAUUUGGGGCUAAGGAUGAGAUAUUCUGCUUAUUCCAAGGCUCACUUGACAACUCAGGAAGCUUGAAGCAGCAAUACGGGCUUGCUAAGAAUGCAAACGAGGUUCUCUUAGUCAUCGAGGCUUAUAAGACUCUCCGUGACAGAGCUCCUUACCCUGCCAACCACGUUGUGGCUCACCUAAGUGGUGAUUUCGCCUUUGUGGUCUUCGAUAAAUCAACUUCCACUCUGUUUGUAGCCUCUGACCAAGAAGGUAAGGUUCCAUUGUAUUGGGGGAUAACAGCUGAUGGCUAUGUGGCAUUUGCUGAUGAUGUUGAGUUGCUAAAAGGUGCUUGUGGCAAAUCUCUUGCUUCUUUCCCUCAAGGCUGUUUCUACUCGACUGCAUUAGGUGGGCUUAUGAGCUUUGAGAACCCUAAGAACAAGAUCACUGCCAUUCCUGCCAAAGAGGAAGAAAUUUGGGGAGCCACCUUCAAGGUGAUUGAUUGA